AUGUUUAUUUUCUAUGUUCGAUGGACUACUAGUCGACACCUUCGUUUUCCCAAAUGCUCUCAUUCAACUUCAAUCGUUAAACCAUUAAAUGUUGCUUUUUUUGGCUCAGACAUUUUUUCUAUGCAUAUAUUGGAACAUCUCUAUAAACUAUUUGCCAAUGGUAAAUCACCAAUCAAACAUUUAGAAGUAGUAACAACUAUUUCAACUUCAAAUACUGUCAUGCAUGGUGCUGAAAAAUUGAAAUUAACAACUCAUAUUUGGCCAAAUACAGAUGCAUUAUUAUCAAAAUCAUCUGUUCAAUUUGAUAUCGGUAUUCUUGCAUCAUUUGGUCAACUAUUGCCCAAAAAAUUAAUUGAAUGUUUUCCUUUAGGAAUAAUUAAUGUUCAUCCAAGUUUAUUACCUCGAUGGCGUGGCAGUUCUCCAUUGAUCUAUACGAUUGCUAGUGGAGAUCAAAUCAGUGGCGUGUCUAUUAUGGAUAUUCGACCCAAACAUUUCGAUAUUGGACCUAUAUUAAUGCAACAAUCAUUUCCAUUAUCAAACAAUAUUAAAAUGCUUGAACUACUUGAAACGACAGCAAAUGUUGGUUGUUCAUUGCUGAAUACUGUUCUUGAAGAUCCCAUCAAAGCACGACAGAAUUCUCAAGAACAAUCAUCAUUAGACGUUGCUUAUGCUCAUAAAUUAAAUAAACAUGCAUUCUAUAUCGAUUGGUUUAAUCAGACCGUAGAAGAUAUCGAGCGAUUAUAUCGAGCUCUCAAUGAUAUUGCUAAUCUUCGAACUAGCUUUCGUCAAAAGCCUGUACGCUUGAAAUUAUUAACACUAAUUCAUGAUCAAAAUAUUAUUGAUAAUCUUAAUGUGAUAUCAUCCCAACCGGGAACAGCAAUUUAUAAUAGAACCCUUGAAUGCGUAUGCAUUCGAUGUAAGAAUGGUUGGAUUGGAUUUCAAAAAAUUGCUUAUCGAAAAUCAAUGUAUGCACGUGAUUUUCAAAAUGGAUACAUUAGCAAAAUAGAUCGUUUUAUCUUCGACUCAAUACACAAUCCAUUGUUCGAUCACAUUUAUGAUCGACGUCUACCUUCAUAA
Molecule: messenger RNA, 1077 nt
Organism: Rotaria socialis
Lineage: Eukaryota; Metazoa; Rotifera; Eurotatoria; Philodinida; Philodinidae
Source: the annotation of a GenBank genome assembly